GACCGGGGUGAAACUAAAAUAAUCAGGACCAGAUCGUUCCAAAUAUCAUAAUUGUCACUUUAGGUUCAUAAUCAGCUUCAGAAUUGUCAUCUGUGGAGAAAAACAAAAGGUGGUAAACUAGAUUGAUGUUUUGCACCCAACAGUUUAUAGCACCAUAGAAGUUAACAUACAUUCCAAAAGCCCAGAAUUUAGAAAGGCAACUUCUGUUUUAUUUUUCUAGAUAUUUUUCAAACACACCAUCAUCACAAUAUUGAUGUCUAAAGACAGUCUUGAGAUUAAAUAACAUUAUUCCCAGAUCUGAAAAGCUGUGUGCGCUCUUGACCAGUGUCAGUAGUUUAAAAGUUAUCUUGUGUUGCUAUUUCUUUGUUUUUUUUUUCUUUUGUGAAAAUAUAAUAGUUCUUGGAGGGAACUUUUUGAAUAUCAGGGUUUUACUCAUUAAUAUAAAGGGAACACCAGAUUCCAGCUCAUUCAGUAACCACUCUUCCAUCACUUCAAUAAACCCGUCAUGGGAUCUGCUGGCAUUGAAAGUUGUGUAAUCAUAAGCUUGCAUAGCAUGACUGUGCAAAGUGCAACUUCAGGUGAAAUGGUGAAAUAAAAAGCAUAAAACCAUUGCAGCAAAAGAACCACAAACACUGUAAACCAAAAUAGUUGGGUUUUUUUGUAGGAAAAAGGCUUUUUUCAUAAAAAUUAAGUAUGUUAAGACAAACCUCACUUCUAUUUAGAAUUAACAUUGCACAUUCAAAGUGUAUCAUCGUGCCAUUAUCAAUAUAUUACUUGAAAAUGGUCAACAUUAUCAUUUAUCGCAAUAAUUACUGGGAAAAUUUAUUGUCCAGCAAAAUAUAUUAUCAUUUCAGGUUUAGCUAAAAACAGUCUUAAGAUUAAAUAACAGUAUCCACAGAUCUGAAAAGCUGUGUGCGUUCUUGACCAGUGUCAGUAGUUUCCAAGGUAUCUUGUGAUGCUAUUUCUUUGUUUUUUUUCUUUUGUGAAAAUAUAAUAGUUUUUGGAGGGAACUUUUUGAAUAUCAAUGUUUUACUCAUUAAUAUAAAGGGAACACCAGAUUCCAGCUCAUUCAGUGACCACUCUUUCGCCAAAAGAGUGGUCAAGGACAAGGAAGCAUUUGUAAGCUUCCUUGUCACUGUUCAGUUCUGAAUGGUGGUGAUUCAGAAAUAUGUCCUUGUUCAUUUGUUGUUUGUGAGCAGAACUAGAGUUUAACCAUAAAUAAACUCUCGACAUAAAUGUAUAUUCUAAACAUUUGCUCACACUGUAAAAUUAAGUCCUAGCAGCUUACAGUGUGUAAAUUAACCCGACUAAUAAAUGUUGGUAGGUUUUAUGACGUAGUUUAUAAUUUGUUUGAUUAGUUGAUGGACAGGUUAAAGAAGUGUUUCUUUGAUUACAGAUCUGCCAUUUUGGAUAUGAUUAAUCUAUCCUAAGUAAACAGACACUUACCACAAGCUUUUAAGUUUGUCUUGCUAAUCGAAAUGCAUCCGAGGAAGAAACAUGUCCUGCUCAUCUUGCUGCUUCUGUUGUCCAGCAAGGCGGAGGAGCUGGAUCCGGUUAGCACCACUAUAGCAGUGGGAAUGGCUGUUGGCGCUGCUGGUGUCACAGGAUUUUUAUCGACUAGCAUUUUCUACUACUUCAAAGAGAGCUGCCGACCCGUUUGGAUAUCCUUCAACAGUACAAGACUCAAGACGGACCUGGACAACAUGCUGUUCGGACAGCACAUUGCAUCCCGCAUCAUCUUAAAAGCUGUGAACGGCUUCAUGAGCAACACGAACCCGAAGAAGCCCCUGGUGCUCUCUUUCCAGGGGUGGACCGGCACCGGGAAGAACUUAGCGAGCCAGUUCAUCGCCGAAAGCAUUUACAGCAAAGGAAUGAAAAGCCGCCACGUCCACUUGUUCACAUCCACUUUUCACUUCCCACAUAAACAUAUGAUUAAUACAUACAAGUCUCAGUUGCAGCAGUGGGUCAGAGGCAAUGUGACCAACUGUGAGCGUUCCUUGUUCAUCUUUGACGAGAUGGAUAAGAUGCACCCAGGCUUGAUUGACAGCAUUAAGCAGUACCUGGAAUACUAUGACAAUCUGGAUGGGGUUUCUUAUGGGAAGUCCAUCUUCAUCUUCCUCAGCAACGCAGGAGGACAGGACAUCACUAAUACGGCUGUAGAAUUCUGGAAGGCGGGAAAAGGUCAAACAGAGAUCACACUCAAAGACCUGGAAAAAACACUCUCGCUGUCUGUGUUCAAUGACCAAAAUGGGGGCUUCUUUCACACGAGUUUGAUCGAGAAGAAUCUGGUGGAUUUCUUUGUUCCUUUCCUCCCUUUGAAGGAAAUACACGUAGUCCGGUGCGCCAUGGCCGAGAUGAAAGCCAGAAACCUCAGACCAAACCGCGAAGUGGCGAACAAGGUGGCCAGAGAUAUGAUCUAUUUCCCUAAAGAUGAAAGAGUGUUCUCUUCCACAGGUUGUAAGACGGUAAAGCACAAACUAAACUUCUACAUAUAGAUGUGCGCAUCUGAAGGGCAUGAGAAUGAGACACUAUGUGAUGUGACGGAUGUGAACGAACAGGAAGUAGCUGCCUUGCAUCUUUGUUUUUAUUGGAAGGAAUUUUGCACUUAAGCAGCUCUUUAUUUACCUCAAUAAAUGACCAGAGCUGUUAAAUCUCAUGGCACACUGCUAAAAAUUGCACAAGUGAAAUUAAAUGUCAUAACAAGAUUUGUUUUUAAGAAACUCAGGAUUGUCAUCUCAUCAUCAUCAACUCUGAUUGUCUAAAUGGAAACAGUCUUUGUGUUUAUGCUUCCCAAUCAAAGCACUACAUUAUGUGAAAUAUAUAAGGUAAUUCUCAAAAGCAGGUUUUUGUUAUGAAGCACAACCAUAACCAUGAUAAUCACUUUAAAGCAUUUUUCACUUCUUCUUAUGAACAUGUACAAAGCAGAACACAUUGUAAUCAUAUUUUAGAGGGUAAAUAUGGGAAUGCAUUAAGUUGGACUUUGACCUGAAACUUCUGUAAUAAAAUAUUGUUAAUAUGGAAAUUCAUUGAAUUUUUCAGCACAUAUCACUCUUUUUCCUAAGGUCAUGCAGCUCUAGUAGAGAAGUAAAUAAAUCACUGAAAUUCC
Messenger RNA from Xiphophorus hellerii (green swordtail), 3106 nucleotides. Its product is annotated as torsin-1A-like. The transcript has 7 exons. Lineage: Eukaryota; Metazoa; Chordata; Actinopteri; Cyprinodontiformes; Poeciliidae. Gene Ontology annotation, molecular function: kinesin binding; ATP binding; ATP hydrolysis activity. The coding region runs from base 1479 to 2495 and encodes 338 amino acids. Gene Ontology annotation, cellular component: endoplasmic reticulum lumen; endoplasmic reticulum; nuclear envelope. Gene Ontology annotation, biological process: nuclear membrane organization; protein localization to nucleus. The record is from RefSeq and is a predicted model, not a curated record.